AUGGCAGAUCAACAUUGGGUAGCAAGGAAGCUAGAAAAGAGAUUGUUGAGUCAGCCAUGGUUGACACAUGCAGAGGCAUGGGAUCACAUGAAGGUUGAUUACAAUGUGAUACUCAGUGAUAAAAUGCUGUACAGAGGACUUCAAAUGGCCAGGAAAAAGUAUGUUGGUAACGAGAAGGCGCAAUAUGGCAAGCUGCGUGACUAUCUGAACGAGAUACACCGGCGUAAUGAAGGUUCAUCUGCACUGUUGGCAGUGGAGCCUAUACCUCAAUCUUCUCUAUUAUUUGAUAAAUUGUAUAUUUGCUUAAACGCCUGUAAAAGGGGGUUCAAGGCUGGAUGUCGCCCCUUGAUAGGUUUAGAUGGAUGCUUCCUGAAGGGUUUUUAUGGGGGACAAUUAUUGUCAGCUGUAGGACAAGACGCAAACAAUCAUUUUUAUGUGAUUGCGUAUGCAGUAGCUGACAGUGAGACGAAGGGUCUUCUGCCAGCACUGAAGGAGGUUAUGCCUAACGCCCAUCACAGAAACUGCGUUAGGCACAUCUGGAAGAAUUUCACAAACAAAUACAAGGAUACACAACUUAAGAAUGUGGUCUGGGCUUGUGCCAAAAGUUCAACCGUUGCAGAGUUUAAUGAUAAUAUGCAAAGGCUGAAGAGAAUGAAUGAGGACGCGUGGGCUUACCUUGCAAAAUUGGAUCCAGGAUGCUGGACUAAGUCAAAAUUCAGCCACUACCCUAAAUUGGACAAUAUCACCAAUAACAUGACAGAGGUGUGGAAUGCCAAAAUAGUACACUAUAGGAAAAAACCUAUACUCACAAUGCUAGAGGAGCUCAUAUGUUACAUUAUGCGAAGGAUGGCACAACACAAAAAGGCCCUAAGCAUGUACACUAGUGUAGUUGCUCCUGUACAACAAAAAAGGAUGGAAGUCAUUAUGAAGGACACCAAGCACUGGACUGCUCAAUGGACUGGCGACGAUACUAGACAGGUAUUUGAGGUGCAAAUGCACAUGAAGAAGCUGGGGGUGCACUUAGGUAAUAACACAUGUACAUGUAACAUGUGGCAACUUACAGGAAUUUCAUGUGUGCAUGCCAUGGCUGCUAUUGCUAAGAGGGGAGACAGAGCAGACACAUAUGUGCACAAGUGGCUGAAGAUGGAUGCCUUCAGAGCAACAUAUGGUCAUUCCAUUAGCCCCGUCAACAGUGAAGAGUAUUGGGAGAAGUCUGGAGAAAUAAGCUCAAUCCCUCCCAAGAUUAAGAGGCCAAUAGGGCGUCCAGUAAAGAGAAGGAGAUAA
Arachis duranensis is the source of this 1284-nucleotide messenger RNA. RefSeq lists its product as uncharacterized. The record is from RefSeq and is a predicted model, not a curated record. Gene Ontology annotation, molecular function: zinc ion binding. Bases 1 to 1284 code for a protein of 427 amino acids. The transcript has 4 exons. NCBI's taxonomy places the organism in Eukaryota, Viridiplantae, Streptophyta, Magnoliopsida, Fabales, Fabaceae.